Messenger RNA from Frankliniella occidentalis (western flower thrips), 2837 nucleotides. It is a transcript of the gene Taz, whose product is annotated as tafazzin. Gene Ontology annotation, biological process: inner mitochondrial membrane organization; cardiolipin acyl-chain remodeling. Gene Ontology annotation, cellular component: mitochondrial membrane. The transcript is spliced from 4 exons. The record is from RefSeq and is a predicted model, not a curated record. Bases 183 to 968 code for a protein of 261 amino acids. Gene Ontology annotation, molecular function: 1-acylglycerophosphocholine O-acyltransferase activity. NCBI's taxonomy places the organism in Eukaryota, Metazoa, Arthropoda, Insecta, Thysanoptera, Thripidae.
GAGAGAGAAGAUCUCUUUUGCGGGGAGGGGAGGGAAUACUACCCCCUCUAGCUCCCCCACUCCUCCACAGCUGUUUCAAAGUGUACGACGACGAAAUCAGACGAAAUGGAAAUGGUGUCGCCUGCGUUAAGUUAAAAUUCUGUGAAUGAUUUGCCUUGCAAUUUUUUCAAGAAGCAACGAAAAUGGAGUACAAGAUUGAUUGGAUAUUUCCUAAACUUCGAAAACCAUAUCGAGUCUGUUGGAAUAUUGCCAGUUCGAUAACUGUCGUUGCCGUUGGAAUUUUUAGCAAAUUGUUUUUAGAAUGGCUCAACACCACUAAAGUUUACAACCGAGAAGUCAUAUCCAGGGCAUUGGACAAGAGGCCAAAAAAUAUCCCUCUCAUUACUGUUUCCAACCAUCAUUCAUGUUUUGAUGAUCCAGGUCUUUGGGCAAGCUUAGAGUGGAGACAUCUUCUCAACAGAAGAAAAAUGCGCUGGUCGCUAGCUGCUCAUGACAUUUGCUUCACGAAUACUCUACAUUCUUACUUUUUCAUGCUGGGAAAGUGUGUUCCUGUUAUAAGGGGUAGUGGCGUUUACCAAGAUGCAAUUAACUUCUGCAUUGAGAAGCUGAAUGAAGGUGAGUGGGUUCAUGUAUUCCCAGAAGGCCGAGUGAAUAUGACUAAAGAGUUUAUUCGAUUAAAGUGGGGGGUAGGACGAAUGGUUUAUGAGUCCCCCAAUGUUCCACUUAUCAUUCCGAUGUGGCAUGAAGGAACUGAUACAGUGUUACCAAAUGAACCGCCGUAUUAUUUAAGAGUUGGGAAAAAAGUUACAUUAGUGUAUGGUGAGCCAUUGGAUUUGUCGACCCUGGUGAAGGAACUGAAACAGAAAAAUGCAAGCGAAAUUGAAGCAAGAAAAGCCAUCACUGAUGCAAUCCAAAGUGAGCUUAUGAAACUAAAAGAACAAACUGAGAAAAUGCAUUCGAGGUCUUGACAUAUGUUUUUGUAUCACUUCAAGUGAUUGACUGAUCUCAUGUGGAAGUGAGAUCAGUGCAUGUUGUAAAUUUUUUUUUAUUGUUUCAAAGUUGUUUUGUUAUAUAUUUUUAAUUGUCCUACCCAGGGUCUCUGUUAAAAGAAAAAAACUAUUGAAUCCAAAUAAGCAGCCUGAUAUAUUCAGGAACUUGCCCAUAAAUUAUUGAACUCAUUUUGCUCAGCUUCAUUUUGUAGGUGAUAUCUAUAUGCUUGUGGAAUUAAUAUGCAGCAAAACCAAAGCUAUGCUGAGAUAUGUUAAGUAACAUUAGGAAGUUGAUUUUCUUUUGAGAACAAAUUGUGCAGUACAAAAAAAAAAAGGAAAAAAAAAAGGCAUGUCUAGUCCGCCUGACAAGGCAUAUUGGUUCAACCAUUCCUUUUCCCCUGCCUUCAAGUAAGCCUCUAAAAUUGCUACAUUAUUUGUUGAUUGUGAUGUCACAUUAUCUCAUAUUUAUAAUGUGUUCUCUUAUUGUAAUGACUGUCAUGUUCGCAACUUCAGCUGUAGUAGCACACAAACAUUUCCCAUUCCUUACCUGUUUACAUCAUUAAUUUAUCCUGUUUAGUUUAUUUUCUAGAAGUGUGUGUUGUGCUAUGGGUAGUCAACCAAGAUUUGUCUGUUCAUUUCACCUCAAAUGUAAUCCAAAUGUUUUGUGUAGUUGCUAACAUUACUAAAGAGUAUGGUGUUAAGAAAUAUGAUUGAAAUCUGCAUAGAAAGGCAGACUUUGUUGUGAUGAGUUAACUAUAGGGGAGUAGCAUUGGUGUAAUUUUAUGAUACCGGCAGUUCUACUUUGAAUCGUAUAAACACUAUAUAAAUAUAGAUAUAUAUAUAUAUAGACAUGUAAUUUAUGGAAAAAAAAAGUAUGACAAUACAUCUAUAUUCUUGCAUGCAUGCUGGCUGACCACUCUAUAUUACCAUCAAUUACUGGACUGCUAAAUGGUGAUACCUUCAACUGUUUAGAUACCAAGUCAUCUGAUUGUUUGAUAAACAUUUUUAUUUAGCCUACUACCAGCAGUAAAACUAUUAGCAAAAAAUAAAUGCCUGUUAUUGUUAUAAAAUCUUUCUUCUGUGGAUUGUGAAGGAGAGGAAUUCAUCCCUCUCUAUAGGAGUAUGGGAUUGUGCAAAGGUACAGCAUAUUUCAUGCUUUAAAAAAAAAAGUGCCCUAUGCAUUAUCAGAGCUUAUCACAGUAACUUAUAUUAUAGAUGUUUAAAUUGAAGAGGGCAUCUGACUGACAUUAUGUUUAUGCAUUUUAUUUCAUUUCGGGGUGACUAUCAAUGCAGUACAUAGUAAUAUUGAAAAACUGAGGUUAACAAGGUUGGAAUUGUUUUAAUUGCAUUCCAAGAUACAAAAAGGGAUUCUUGCUUAAAUGACUAGUUUUUUUUUUCUUCAUGUCAAAGGAUUACUACAAUUAUCAGUAAGGGGACCAUCAUGUACUUCUUUGAAUCCCAGAAUGUUAUUUUUUCCUGUACCAUAUGGGCACUCUUUGCAAAAUAAGGUGAUAAAGUGGAAUUCUAAAAAUAUUUGACCAAUCUAGAGUGAGCAAUUUUGUAGUUGCCUGCCUUCACUAGCCUCACUUGUCUUCAAUUGUAAUGCUUCAAACACCCAAGUGCAUACAUGUGCACUGCUAGUACUUGUUUAACAUUUCUUUUCUUUUUGUCGGGGGGGAGGGGGGGGGGGACAAUAGAUUAGCAUUUUGUUAAGACAAUUUUUCAACUGCAUUCUACUUUUUUAAAUUUGUAUAGACUGUAGAAUAGUCUUGGUGUGGCAACUCUCAAUUUAAAACAACUCAACAAAGUGUGAUUGAAUUAAAUUGGUCUUCAUCCUUAAGCUCUCUG